Messenger RNA from Hipposideros armiger (great roundleaf bat), 5934 nucleotides. RefSeq names its product DLG associated protein 2 (gene DLGAP2). Lineage: Eukaryota; Metazoa; Chordata; Mammalia; Chiroptera; Hipposideridae. Gene Ontology annotation, biological process: signaling. Gene Ontology annotation, cellular component: glutamatergic synapse; postsynaptic specialization. The transcript has 14 exons. The record is from RefSeq and is a predicted model, not a curated record. Gene Ontology annotation, molecular function: molecular adaptor activity. Bases 296 to 3415 code for a protein of 1039 amino acids.
CCCCUGCUCUCCGUGGUGGAGGUCCUGGGAGACGGCGCGUCCGAGAUGGAGGCGUCGGUGUCCGUGGCCGGCUGCGGUUGGAGGACAGAGCCGCGCCUCGCCGCCGAGUAGCAGGCGGCCCAGGUCCACACGCGCGCACUCCGGAUCCGCGUUUUGCGUCGCGCUGGACUAUGUGGGACACGCGUCGCGAGCCCGCGCCCGCCGCGCUGCAGUGCACUCCGCGGGCAGAGCCCCGGGGCCCGGCGUCCACGCGGCGCUGACCGGCCGGCGGCCGCUGCAGGGACCGGGCGCCUGGAUGCUGCGGGCCGCGCAGCAGGGGCGCCGCCCGGAGUCCCAGUGCGCGCUGUGCGGGGAGCCGGAAGAGGAAGACGGCGGGGACCUGGUCCAGCCGGGCAUCAGCUUCCCAGGGACGGAGGAGGAAGACCUAGACCCGCCGUGCUCAUGGUCACCAGCUCAUCAGUUCAAUGAGGAAAGAUACUCCCCCGCCCCGAGGAAUAUGAAAGGCCUGUCCGGGAGUCGGAGUCAAGCGCCGCUGUGUUCUGGUCACACGUGUGGCUUCACCGCGCCCGAGGACUGCGAGCACCUCCACCAUGGGCUGGACACCAGGCCGUCCUACCUGCUCGGCGCCUCGGACAGCUACCCCGCAGAUCGGCACCGCUGCUCCCCGAGGAGCUCGGUCCACUCCGAGUGCAUGAUGGUGCCGGUGGUGCUGGGUGAGCACAUGUCCAGCAGCACUUUCCCCAGGAUGCACUACAGCUCCCAUUACGACACGAGGGACGACUGUGCCAUGUCGCACGCCAGCACGAAGAUCAACCGCAUUCCGGCCAACCUCCUGGACCAGUUCGAGAAGCAGCUGCCGCUGCACAGGGACGGCUUCCGCACCCUGCAGUACCAGAGGACCUGCGCCGCCGAGCAGCGCGGCGAGAGCCCGGGCCGCAUCCGGCACCUCGUGCACUCCGUGCAGAAGCUCUUCACCAAGUCGCACUCCCUGGAGGGCUCCUCCAAGGGCGCCGCCAACGGGACCAGGGCCGACAGCCGGGCGGACGAGCGUCCCCACGGCCACCACGCCAAGCACGGCAAGCGGAGUAAAAGCAAGGAGCGGAAGCCCGAGGCCAAGCACAGGUCGGGCCUGAGCAGCUGGUGGAGCUCGGACGACAACCUGGACAGCGACAGCACGUACCGAGCCCCCAGCGUGCUCAACAGGCACCUGCUGGACCACGUCCCCCACUGCUACCCGGAGCCGCUGCAGGGACCCUUCGGGGCCCUCUCCCUGAAGACUUCCAAAAGUAACAAUGACGUCAAGUGCUCCGCCUGCGAGGGCUUGGCCUUGACGCCCGACACCAAGUACAUGAAGCGGAGCUCCUGGUCCACGCUCACCGUGAGCCAGGCCAAGGAGGCCUACCGCAAGAGCUCCCUGAACCUGGACAAGCCCCUGGUCCACCAGGAGAUGAAGCCGUCCUUGAGGCCGUGCCACUACCUCCAGGUGCCUCAGGACGAGUGGGGAGGGUACCCCACCGGCGGCAAGGACGAGGAAAUCCCCUGCCGGAGAAUGAGAAGUGGGAGCUACAUCAAAGCCAUGGGGGACGAGGACAGCGGGGAGUCGGACUCCAGCCCCAAAACGUCGCCCACGGUGGCCAUGCGGCCAGAGCCGCUGCUUGCGUCCACGGGCCCGCGGCCGCUGGGAGACCUGCAAACCCAGAGCUACCUGCAAGCUGCAAGUGAUGGGCCUGCCAGCCACAGCCUGGACCCCUCUGCCAACUACAACUCCCCGAAAUUUCGCUCCCGGAACCAGAGUUACAUGAGAGCUGUCAGCACGCUGAGUCAGGCCAGCUGUGUGAGCCAGGUGAGCGAAGCCGAGGUCAACGGGCACCUGGAGUCGGUGUGCGAGUCCGUGUUCAGCGAGGCCGAGUCUCAGGCCAUGGACGCGCUGGACCUGCCCGGCUGCUUCCGGACGCGGAGCCACAGCUACCUGCGAGCCAUCCAGGCCGGCUACUCCCAGGACGACGAGUGCGUCCCCGCGAUGACGCCCUCCGCCCUCCCCGCCAGGGCCCCCGCAGCUGUCUCGUACACGAGCUACAAGAAGACGCCGCCCCCCGUGCCCCCACGGACCACCUCCAAGCCACUGAUCUCGGUGACGGCGCAGAGCAGCACGGAGUCCACGCAGGACGCCUACCAGGACAGCCGCGCCCAAAGGACGUGCCCGUGGCCCCAGGACGGCCAUGGCCUCUACAACUCCACGGACAGUCUGGACAGCAACAAGGCCAUGAGCCUGGCCCUGGAGACAGCUGCCGCCCAGCGCCACGUGCCCGACAGCCAGAGCGGCCCGGCGCGGACCAACGACAAGGCCAUCCUGGUGUCCAAGGCCGAGGACUUCCUCCGGGGCCCACGCUCCUCCAUCGGCGUCCAGGACUCUGAAUUCCCAGAGCGUCAGCCAUACCCAAGGUCAGAUGUGGAAAGCGCGGCAGAUUCCGACACGGAGAGCCGCGGGCUGCGGGAGUACCACUCGGUGGGCGUGCAGGUGGAGGACGCGCAGCGACACGGACGCUUCAAGCGUUCCAACAGCGUGACGGCCGCGGUGCAGGCGGACCUGGAGCUGGAGGGCUUCCCGGGACACAUCACCAUGGAGGACAAGGGCCUCCAGUUCGGGUCCUCCUUCCAGCGGCACUCGGAGCCCAGCACCCCCACGCAGUACGGGGCGCUGAGGACUGUGCGCACCCAGGGGCUCUUCAGCUACCGAGAAGACUACCGGACACCCGUGGACACGGCAAACCUGCCCCCGCCGGAGCCCUGGCUGGAGCCGGCCACCGACACCGCGGACAGCGGGAGGAUGUCCCCGUGCCGCAGGGACGGCUCCUGGUUCCUGAAGCUGCUGCACACGGAGACCAAGAGGAUGGAAGGCUGGUGUAAGGAGAUGGAACGGGAGGCCGAGGAGAACGACCUCGCGGAAGAAAUUCUCGGCAAAAUCCGGAGCGCCGUUGGGAGCGCCCAGCUCCUGAUGUCCCAGAAAUUCCAGCAGUUCUACUGGCUUUGCCAACAGAACAUGGACCCCAGCGCCAUGCCCAGACCGACCUCCCAGGACCUGGCGGGCUACUGGGACAUGCUGCAGCUCUCCGUGGAGGACGUCAGCAUGAAGUUCGACGAGCUGCACCAGCUGAAGCUCAGCGACUGGAAGAUCCUCGAGUCUCCGGAAAGAAAGGAAGAAAGAAAGGUUCCCCCUCCGAUACCAAAGAAGCCCCCCAAAGGGAAGUUCCCCAUCACGAGAGAGAAGUCCCUGGACCUGCCGGACAGACAGCGCCAGGAAGCUCGCAGACGCCUCCUGGCCGCCAAGCGGGCGGCCUCCUUCCGUCAGAACUCGGCCGGCGAGCGUGCCGACAGCAUCGAGAUUUACAUCCCCGAGGCCCAGACCCGGCUCUAGGGGGGGCCGCCCUGCGUCCCUCUCCCCUCCAGGCGCUGUACAGCUUGUCACCUCCCCUCCAUUCUGUCCCGUUUCCCCACCACGCGCCCCAUGUUGUGUUCUCUGUGCCAUACAUUCCCUGGAAUGCUUCUGCCGUCCGGGGCGCCCCGCCUGUGGCCAGAAUGACCUUUUUUUAUUCACUGGACGGCCUAACUUACAAUCAGCUGUGAGGGAUCAGCGUGGGGACACCCAACUUAGCCACUCUAUUCUCAGAGGACAACAAGAAACAUCUCUUGGGAUGGAACCCAGCUCACCUUUUGUUACUUAUAUUUUUAUAAACUGUGAUAAUUAGAGGCGAGAAUAACAAAGAACUAUAAUGGGGUGCAUCUCACCACUACUAGAGGCAUUAGACACCCCAAGUGGAAGGUGCUACAGGCGGAAGUGCGGGAGAGGAAGGCCCCACCCCUGACCUGGGGCGCUUCCCCUAAACCCAGCUGACCCAUCACUAGGUCCCUUGUCCCGGCUUUCCGGUCGUGAGGAGUCAGCUCUGCAGCCACCCGCCUCCCUACCAAGUGGCUCUCCAGAUAUGCAGCGGUCACAAGCCUGGCCCGGGGAGAAUGUCCAGCACAGCCACAUGAGAUGGUCACCGAUGUGGGAGUGACAGAUGGAAAGAGGGCACGUUCUACUGAGAGCUGGCUCUCCUGCUGCGGGAUCCCAGAGAGAUUCUCCUCACUCGUGUCGUUUUUAUUCCUUUGUAACUUAAACUGUCACACGCAGUUUUGUCUUUAAGUUCCCCCAUUAUGCUCUGUGUGAUUUUUUUUAUAGGUGUGUAUAUAUAGUCUCGAACUGCUCUAUCAGUUGACUUUUCAGGGUAUCCUUAAAAAAAAAAACAAAAAGUUUGCUUGUUUAAAAUGACAGUUGUGAUGUUGUAAAAAGCUUAAGAAACAUGAAUGUGAGUGGUAAGUAUAUCUCAGUUUAAAUGGUAAAGAAGAAAUGUAGUUUACAUUUGUAUUUUUCCAGAAUUCUUUUGUCCUAUGCAGCAUUGCUAAAGUCAAGAAUUUAUUUCUUGCCUGUUUUAGACAUGACGGGAAAAAGGUCACGUGGUGACUUCCAGCUGUGCACGCUGAGAAAAGCACCUGGCUCUCACGGUUCUGAUUGGCACCAGGGAGUAGGAAGGACUCCAAUGACAAGGUUUUCCAUUUGCAUAGUUAAAUUUAGACACCGUGACCAUCCUCCCAGCCCUGCUUGUGUGCUGCUAUUGAGCCCCGUCUUCAGAGGAGGAGCCCAUCAGAUUUGGCCAUUUGACCCCAAACUCAGAGUUCUCCCUGUAGUCGGAGUGCAGGCCGGGUUGCGUUGCGAGUGGAGGCAGAUGUUUGCGCCCAGCACCUCUCCCUUCGCGAGCUCAGCCCCUGGCAGAGCCACUCCCGUCACCUACUGUCGCACUUUGUCCUCUCACCUGUGACUCGCACUUUAAAUGUGCCCAGCUCUGUGCAGCCUGACGCCCCUCCCGCGGGCGUCCGCCAGGCGGGCACGCCGGAGUUCUUCCUUGUCCUCAUCCUCCACAUCCCACGACGCACGGGGUCGGUGAGCACUGGGGAUCAGAGCAUGUCUAGCUUCAGAGUCUUACUUUUUUAAAGCUGAGUAGUUAAGAACUCCCCGUAGGAACAAAACCCUGUAAAUUGAACCUCAUAUCUGGUAUAUAUUUUACCAAACAGCCUUAAAAUAUAUUUGGAAGCAAAAAUCAGUACGAAUGUAUAUCCUUGAAAAAUGCAAAAAAAAAAAUGUCCCUGAAAUAUUCUUCUAUAAAUGAAACCUAUCUCCCCAGAGUGUUCAAAGCAUUUUUCUACCUAAAUAAAUACCUAAAUCCUGAGUAGUGUACAGUAACAUGCUUCUUCCUGUAUCCACUGCACUAUGUUAUAAACAAACGUAUCUGCAAGCAUUGGCAUUUUAGACUUGAAAGCGACGUAUUCACAAUGAACUGCUCUCUAGAGAUAAGCCACCGAAGAGCACGGCCAGCGUCUGUCCCUUACUUGGAGGGGGAGUGACACGCGCCCGCCCGCCGGCCGUACAUGGGACCUCCUGGCAGCUGAUGUGUCAUAUCUCAUUUCCUCGGACUGGCACAAAACACAGCACAGCAAAUUAUAAAAUUUGACAAUAAUUAUUUAUUGUACAUCCCAGGUUCUCUGAGCCUGACUUGAAUGAAAGUAUUCGCUGGGUUUGGAUUAAUUUUUUUAUGUUUUGUAUACUCAUUUUUAUCUUAAAAUCCCCAAAAGUCUUGGCCUGAACCAUCCCCAGGUGAGCAAAUUACCCUACAACUAAAUUUGACGGCGGUCAUCGAUUCGAAGUGGGGAGCACAUAGGAACCCGUUUGGUCCACCAAGUCCCAAAGAAGGUUAUGUGAUGCCCGAUGAGCGUCACCUGCCCACGUGACAUGAGUAAGUGCAAUAUAUCCAGCUCUCCCACGGUGACACCCACCAUGAAUGCAGAGAUAAGCCAUGUUUACACAUUUAUAUGUACAGACAAAUAAAACCAUUUAGAAUA